GCCUGGAGCUAAGCUGUCGGGGCGGGAAUCGGUAAUUUAAGCGAGUGCGGGUUUUGCAUCAUAUACAUUUUUAUAGAGGGGGUAGGUUUUUUUAUCUUUCGGCCGGAAACAGACUUUUAAAUUUAUAUUUGGGCCGAACAGAGCUUGUAAUUUAGAAUCAUGAUAGGAAGGAUGAUAUAGGUGAGCGUGUAAUUUGCCCCUUUCUCACAGCCGCCUGUUUCCACCUGAUCACGAAAUCAUAUAUCACGUGAUGCUAUAUCUAUAUUUCAACCUCCCAAGGUUCAAGUUCAUAUCUUUGUUGCCUGAUGUUCUGAUACAUUAAUCAACAAUGCCACGCCUCUCCCCGAGCCUUCUCCAAGCCCACAGAUUCACAAUCUCAAGGCCUCUAUUCGCUAUCCCAAGGCACCCACGAGCCCACUUCCCCUCCCCCUUCCGCCUCCCAACCCGCGCCAUGUCCUCCACCACCCCACCUCUCCCCGCCAUCACCGUAUCCUCCAACUGCGACCCGGACACCGUCACCGCGGCCCUCCCCCCUCUUCUCGAGCGCUGGUCCUUGACAUCCUCAAACGCCGGUCUCCAGCGCUCUUUUAAAUUCAAAACUUUCAAGAACACAUGGGCCUUCAUGGACGCCGUAGCCGCUGAAGCAGCAAGGACGAAGCAUCACCCCGAGUGGUCUAAUGUCUACAACACAACCCUGAUCCGCUGGACCACCCACCACCCCCCCGGCCUCUCCUCCGCCGACAUCCAAAUGGCGCAAUUCUGCGACACCUGCGCCGCCGAGCACGACGAGCUCCCCGCUGAGAAACCCCCCGCGGCUGUGGGCACUGAUGUCCCAGCUGGAGAGGGGGGUCCGUUGGAGGCGUUGGCGGAUGGGGUGGUGGUUGAGGGGGGGGAGUGUUGUGUGCCGAAGUAUGCGAGGAAGGGGGUGGAGAGGGUGGAGGGGGUGGUGGGUGAGGAGUUGCAUGAUAAGGGUCCGUGA
Molecule: messenger RNA, 979 nt
Organism: Pseudogymnoascus destructans
Lineage: Eukaryota; Fungi; Ascomycota; Leotiomycetes; Thelebolales; Thelebolaceae
Exons: 2
Coding region: 329-979 (216 amino acids)
Biological process (GO): tetrahydrobiopterin biosynthetic process
Molecular function (GO): 4-alpha-hydroxytetrahydrobiopterin dehydratase activity
Source: RefSeq, a predicted model, not a curated record